Oryza brachyantha (malo sina) is the source of this 621-nucleotide messenger RNA. Its product is annotated as histone H4. Gene Ontology annotation, cellular component: nucleosome. Gene Ontology annotation, molecular function: structural constituent of chromatin; DNA binding; protein heterodimerization activity. Bases 74 to 385 code for a protein of 103 amino acids. The record is from RefSeq and is a predicted model, not a curated record. The transcript has a single exon. NCBI's taxonomy places the organism in Eukaryota, Viridiplantae, Streptophyta, Magnoliopsida, Poales, Poaceae. Gene Ontology annotation, biological process: nucleosome assembly.
CCACCCCAAGCACCGCCGCCGCCGCCGCCGCCGCCUCCAAAUCCCAUCGCGUUCCACCGCAUCGUCGGCGGCCAUGUCCGGACGCGGCAAGGGAGGCAAGGGGCUCGGCAAGGGCGGCGCCAAGCGGCACCGGAAGGUCCUCCGCGACAACAUCCAGGGGAUCACCAAGCCGGCGAUCCGGCGCCUGGCGAGGAGGGGCGGCGUGAAGCGCAUCUCCGGGCUGAUCUACGAGGAGACCCGCGGUGUGCUCAAGAUCUUCCUCGAGAACGUCAUCCGCGACGCCGUCACCUACACGGAGCACGCCCGCCGCAAGACCGUCACCGCCAUGGACGUCGUCUACGCGCUCAAGCGCCAGGGCCGCACCCUCUACGGAUUCGGCGGCUGAUUGGGUCAAUCUGGUUCCCCUUCACCCCGUGGUGCCCCCUCCCAUCUCUCCCUUGUUGUCUGGCCGUGUUCACAAGUCUUGCGGUCAAGAAGAAAUUAGGAUGAAAAACUCGUGAAAUCCAACUUGUUUAGCUCGCCAUCUGGUUAUCAAACUGUGAAGCAAAUGAUGUUUGCAUCUGUGGUUUCAAUUGACUCAUUUUCUGUCCUAUUAUAUGAACCUAUUCUGAUAUUGACCAA